AUGGUCCAGACGUUCAUAGAUGUUCCGUUCUUCUACUCGAAGAUAAUCGCAUCAUCGUCGAACACGAGUACGUCCCAGAGGCCUACGCACCACGAGAACGAUUUCAAGACCCAGUACGAUACGGGUUGUUUAUUAUCGGACGUGCUCCAGUUGGCGAAGUACCAGCACCACCUCGACCACCAGUCGAAGGCGAAUCACGACAGCCAGUCCCAGUACCCGACGAACCACCGCCAGACGAACUUCAGCCUCAGCCUGUUCAACAACGUGCCGGAGAAGCGCGCCGCCCCCAUCGUUGCCAGGAUGCACCAGAACUUGAGCCACCCGCUGCAGACUGAUUUCACGAGGUUCCUGAACGCGAGCGAAGCGAGCCAGGCUCACGACGUUCACGUCGAGAAGCCCCCAGCUGAAGCUCACUGGCAGUCAGGACGAGUCGAGGCGAACAUCACGCUCUGGAAGCACAUGGCUAAGAAGGUGAUUGACACGAUGCAGCUUGCCGGAGUUGAGGACAUGAAGCUGAUGGCACCUGCGAUCAACCAGUCUCGUAAUUCUCGUGUUCGACAAUGCGGUGCUUCACCAUAUCAGUGGACUUUCGGUAAGGACCCGAGGAUCCCCGACAGCAUCACCGACCCAGCUAACUCUGCCGUCGUACACAGCGCCAUGACCGCAGAUGCCGAGCUUGCUAAACGAGCCCGGGUACGAGCCCUCGCAGACAUGGCCUUCACCGAGUACGACAGGUCCGAGUCUCUCAAGCGCGCGAUGCUUCGAAAUUACCGACCUUGCCGAGGAGACUACGCACCGGGAGAUCGAGUGGCUUUCUGGCGUCAGGCGAAGAACAAGAAGGGCAAGCAAUACCCAGCAAGGUUCAUUGUGGCUACUGUGGUUGGCGCGACCUACGUUUGCUUCAACGGCACUGAGCAGAACUCUGCCAUUCCGAUCUACAUGUGCGAGCAGUAUACUAUUCUCGAGUCACCAGCCUACGAGGUCUACCUCAACAACAACGGCAGCUUCACUAUGACCAAGAAGGACCAGAAGGCGCUCAUUCGUGAGAUCCCCUACUCGCAGAUCCCUGCAGAUCAGCUACAUCUAUUUCGAGAAGCUCUGGCCCGUGAAUGGUCAUCUUGGCAACGUUUCUCAGCCGUGGAGGUCUUGGAUCUGAAGACGUCCAAGUCUAUCGAGAGCGACCCCGAGAAGAAGAAGCGCAUUAUUCCAUCAAGAGUCUGCUACCGCGACAAGAAUGCCGGACGUGGAGUUUCUGAGAUCGACGCCAAGGCGAGGAUCGUGGGUAUCGGCUACAACGACCCCGACAUCAUGACUCUCAGACGUGACGCACCAACACUUACGAGAGCUGGUUUUUACAUCUUGUUGCAGACGAUCUCGAGCUGGGACUUCAACUUGUUCGGAGGCGACGUUACCACAGCCUUCCUACAAGCCGAUCAGACCAAGGCCCAGCGCGACAAGCCGAUCUACCUUCGACAACCUUCUGAAGGACUUCCAGGUGUUCAACGCGGUGCUCUCCUACUUGUGCGACGUGCUAUCUAUGGUUUCGUCAAUAGCCCUCGCCUGUGGUGGCGAGAACUUCGUGACUUUCUUAUGCACAUCGGUGGCAAGCAGUGUCUGCUGGACAAGGCUCUAUUCUGUUUCUACAACAAGUCAUGUCGCAUUAUCAUGAUUAUCGGCAUCCACGUGGACGACCUCAUCGGAGGCGCAGAUGCUCGAGAAGGCUCCAAGCUCUUGGAGACCAUCCGCCAGAGGUUCACUUUUGGCAAAUGGUGGGACAACAAGUUGACCUACUGUGGCAAGCAUCUUAAGAAGAACGAGAACGGCACGAUUUUCAUCAACCAGAAGGAGUUCUGUAGUCAAUGCGUGCCGGCGCCACUGCCGCGAUGGAGAUCUGCGACGCCUGAGGCCGAGCUCACCAGCGAGGAGAAGACCAAUUUCGCGAGUGGUGUAGGAUCUUGUCAAUGGUUGAGACGAGGCCGGAUCUAG
Molecule: messenger RNA, 1986 nt
Organism: Prorocentrum cordatum
Lineage: Eukaryota; Dinophyceae; Prorocentrales; Prorocentraceae
Source: the annotation of a GenBank genome assembly